UGCAUGAUUUAACAACCAUGAAACUAAUAAAUCACGAGGAAGUAAAUACUUUAAUUAAACAAUAUGGGAAAUACAAAGUUCUUGAUUUUACGAUUUCUAAGUAUUCAGACAAUUUGAUCGGUUAUUUAGGAGAACAUUUGAAGCUAACAGUUACAGUGGAAGCCAAUGGAGUUCAGUCUGACUACAAGUUUUUUGUGAAGUGCAUGCCGAAAGAGCAAUGGCUGGCAGAUUUUUUGACAAAAUCAAAUUUCUUCCUGAAAGAAUACGUGAUGUUGAGUGACUUAUUUGUAAAAUUUGAUCAAUAUGGAGGGAGUAAAUGGCGUCCGAAAUCGCUCUUGAUAAGAAAAGAUUUAUUUGUAUUUGAAGACAUAAAAGAACUUGGAUAUCAAAUGUUUCACCAACAAGGUGUUCUAAAUUACGAGGAAAUGAAAGCUGUAGUGAAAACACUAGCUAAAUUUCAUGCUCAGUCGUUCAUUUACGAAGAAAAAAUGUCUCGAGAACUGCAAAGACCUUACAGAAUUUGGGAAGAUUUUAGCGAACAUUUAAAAGAAACCGAGGAACUCAAAUGGCGUAAUACUGGCAGGAACGCUGUCAUUGACUUUCUCAAAGUCAAUUCCAAACGCAAAAGCGAAACAAAUUUUUCAAAAAUGUCAGGGAACUAGUGAUCUCUUUAUUUGACAAUGCUUUGAACUUAACGAAACCUAGUGCAAAAUACCGAAAUACUGUGAUCCAUCGAGAUCUCUGGUGUAACAAUAUAUUAAUUAAAUCCGAUGGUCAAAGCUAUCACGCGCUGAUAGUGGAC
This is a messenger RNA of Leguminivora glycinivorella, 802 nucleotides long. RefSeq lists its product as uncharacterized. The transcript has 2 exons. NCBI's taxonomy places the organism in Eukaryota, Metazoa, Arthropoda, Insecta, Lepidoptera, Tortricidae. The record is from RefSeq and is a predicted model, not a curated record. Bases 18 to 662 code for a protein of 214 amino acids.